AUGUUUCUGUCUGUCAGGUGGGGUUUUGAGCACCAUGACUGCAAAGGCCAGCUGUUCAUCCUAGAGAGGGGUGAGUACCCCAACCGGGUCACCUAUGCUGGUUCUUUAUCCUACCACACCGAGAGCUUCAUGUCGUUUCGUCCCAUUUAUUGUGCUGUAAAUAAAACUUUAAUGAAUGAGGAGCCAAAGCUUUGGAUCUUGCUUGCAGGUCUGUUAAUAGUAAAACACUCUUUGCAGUUUUCUCAAAGCAGACACAUGAUGAUUUUUCAAGAGGGAGAACUUCAUCCGUCCCUGCAGGCUGUGGGCUGGUUCAUGCCCGAGGUCGGUUCCAUGCAUUUGCACAGCGGAGCCUUUGUCUGCUUUGAGUGCCCAGACUACAGAGGUCAGCAGUACAUCACGGAGUGUGAGAGGCAUGGUGGAGACUACCUGCACUGGAGGAACUGGGGCUCCCACUGUCAGACACCAAAGAUCCAGUCCAUCAGGCACUGA
Molecule: messenger RNA, 489 nt
Organism: Gambusia affinis (western mosquitofish)
Lineage: Eukaryota; Metazoa; Chordata; Actinopteri; Cyprinodontiformes; Poeciliidae
Gene: cryba1l2
Product: crystallin, beta A1, like 2
Biological process (GO): visual perception; lens development in camera-type eye
Molecular function (GO): structural constituent of eye lens
Source: RefSeq, a predicted model, not a curated record